This is a messenger RNA of Histoplasma capsulatum G186AR, 303 nucleotides long. RefSeq lists its product as uncharacterized. The transcript has 2 exons. Bases 1 to 303 code for a protein of 100 amino acids. Lineage: Eukaryota; Fungi; Ascomycota; Eurotiomycetes; Onygenales; Ajellomycetaceae. The record is from RefSeq and is a predicted model, not a curated record.
AUGAGUGACCAUGAAUUCCAGGCGACUGGCGAAUGCCACAACAUCCACCUCCUCUGGGGUGAACAACAUCAUAUCCACAGCUGGAGACAACCUGGGGAGUGCCAUUGGGGCAGCAGAACCCUCGCCAUUGCCAUGAAGUUGACCACCGCUUCUGACACUAUUCCUUCCUGGUCAUACAUGAAUUGCCUGGAUUUUAUAACUGGCAUUCUCAUGGCCUCCGAACCGAAACGAUGGUCUCCUAAGCAUGUGAUGGCCAUUCGACCUCGAGGCGCAUCCAGUCCUCGCACUCGGUUGUCCGUAUAG